Chionomys nivalis (European snow vole) is the source of this 1922-nucleotide messenger RNA. RefSeq names its product cilia and flagella associated protein 276 (gene Cfap276). The transcript has 5 exons. The record is from RefSeq and is a predicted model, not a curated record. NCBI's taxonomy places the organism in Eukaryota, Metazoa, Chordata, Mammalia, Rodentia, Cricetidae. The coding region runs from base 74 to 574 and encodes 166 amino acids.
UCCUCUAGAGCCAGGUCGUGCUGCGGCUGCGCUAAUCUCCUGGAACUAAUUCUGAAUCUUUGGGCCUUUAAGUAUGCCUCAUUCUCAGGAAUCUUUCUCGCACCUUGCGUUAAGUGACGAAGACACACACUUGGGAAAUCUGCGGGCAUCUAAGAAACUGCCAUUUCCGAGCCCAACUCACCUUGCUCAGCAGCAGGAGCCCUGGAACCGGCUCAGCUCAACUCCCACCGUUACCUCCAUGAGGCGAGACGCCUACUUUUUUGAUCCGAAGAUACCAAAGGAUGAUCUGGAUUUCCGCUUAGCAGCCUUGUAUGACCACCACACUGGGGCGUUCAAGAACAAAACGGAGAUACUGUUACACCAGGAGACGGUCCAGGAUAUCAGUGGACGCAAGAUCCAGUUUCCUGGAGAAUGUCCUCCGGCUCCCAUCACUUCCCGAGCUAACAUCAGACACUGGAUCAACCCUAAGAAAGAAUCUAUCCACAGCAUCCAGGGAUCCAUAGUGUCUCCUCACACAGCAGCCACCAACGGAGGUUACUCCCGGAAAAACGAUGGUGGCUUCUUCUCCACCUAGUGGUGACAACUGGGCUAGUUUCAUCAUGGUGGAACAUCCAGCUGUCCUUCUCCAUUAAAUAGCUUUGCUCAAGAUGAAGCCUGAAGUGUCUGCUGCCCGUGUCACCUUUUGACCACUCUUAAAAUAUGAGGAAAACUCUCCAGUUCUAGAAUCGAUUCCUGUUGCAACCUGGAAAGUCAUUUUGCCAGAAGGAUUUAGGAUAAAACAACACUGGUUUGGAAGGGACACAAGUAUUCAGUUUACAAGUUUGUAAACUAAAGUCACAGCCCCACAGAGCCAGUUAGUGCAUCCGACACUAAGUGUCAGGGAAACAGGAAAUGGACGUAGUCGGCUCUCUAAAUGAGCAGGUUAUCAUUGUUCUAAAUGCAUCCUGUAGCUAACUGCUAAAGCCACAUUAAUAGACUUUAGACUCUUGAGUUUACUCAUCUGCUUUCCCCUGGUCCUACUCCUUGCCUUCCUCCAGUCUCUGUCUCUCUACUGCCUGGAAGUCCACUCUCUUUUCUGUGUUGAUUUUGCCUGUGGGAUAUAGCGCCAAUUCUCACGAGCAUUGUUCAAAAACGUAGUGUUUGGAUUUCAAGGUACCUAAAAUUUGAUGCGUUAACUUGGCUUCUAGUCUUAGAAGUCAUGGGGCUGGGGAAAUGGCUCAGUGGAUGAAGUCUUUGCUGGGCAAGCACGGGGUCCCCAGCACACAUCUGUAACUCCACUGCUGUGGGGGCAACUGUGUGGGGAGAAAGGCAGAUCCGAGGGGCUUGCCAGCUAACCAGUCUGGCUGAGACAGCUGAGUUCCUGGUCAUGUCAGAGACCCGGUCUCAAACAAACUUCAACCUCUGGUCUCUCAGGUGCACACAGAGGCACGUGAAUGAAUUCACACAAAUAUGCACACACACACACACACACACACACAGAACACAAGUCACUCAUAAGAACCUGUUGUCACAGCUGGGCGGUGGUGGCGCACGCCUUUAAUCCCAGCACUCGGGAGGCAGAGGCAGGAGGAUCUCUGUGAGUUCGAGGCCAGCCUGGUCUACAAAGAGAGUUCCGGGACAGGCUCCAAAGCUACAGAGAAACCCUGCCUUAAAAAAAAAAAAAAAAAAAAAAAAACAGAAGGGCUGGAGAGAUGACUGACAACAUUGUUUCAUUUGUGACUCAAAUACAGACGGGAGCUCUUCCAGUAACUGCCAUGUUCCGUUUCUGUUCAAACUUCCAGUCUUCUCAGUCUCUGUUGCCCUAUGCAAUACGAAGUUUCUGCAAUUGGGAGGCUAAGGAACGAAUAUCAGGAAUUCAUGGUCAUCCUUGGCUGUACUGUGAGUUCAAGGCAAGCCUGAAUACCUCCGAUAUGAUGCUCUGU